Messenger RNA from Neopsephotus bourkii (Bourke's parrot), 3298 nucleotides. RefSeq names its product meprin A subunit alpha (gene MEP1A). Gene Ontology annotation, cellular component: membrane. Lineage: Eukaryota; Metazoa; Chordata; Aves; Psittaciformes; Psittacidae. Gene Ontology annotation, molecular function: zinc ion binding; protein binding; metalloendopeptidase activity. The record is from RefSeq and is a predicted model, not a curated record. Bases 869 to 2701 code for a protein of 610 amino acids. Gene Ontology annotation, biological process: proteolysis. The transcript has 11 exons.
UCUUUACAAUGUGAUGUUAAUUAUUACUUGAAAACAGCACUGGGCCAAAUUCUAAUGUCACUGGAGUUCUAUAAACCUAUAAUAAUUCUGCUUAAGCAUUUGGCUUUCCUCCUGUGUAGUUGUGAUCAUAAUGCUGACAAAUAACAAGCAAGGUGGAGGGAGCCAGCAACUUUGGACCAAAUUGAGAUUGCACACAAAGCCUGGGUAAGACUUUCACCAAGUGCACUGAAGACAUGAAGUUAUCACAUUCUUCUCUGUAAUAUUCCUCCAAAGUGGACUUUGGUAAUCAACAACAGCAAUGCCAUCACCUGCCAUUUACAAAGAAAAUCUUGAUGUUAUAAUAAUGUUACAAAGGUGGAAAGAUAGAAGCUGGUUGGCUGAUGUUCUGUGGAAAGCUUAGCAGCAUGCUUUAUAUACUGCAAGAGAUGAGAGGGACCAGCUUCUUUUUCCAUUGCAAAAAUGAGCUCCAAUGUCUUCCCACUCUGCCUAGUGCUUCUAUUACACUUUCUUUAUGCUACUUCAGUCUCUGUAAGUAGAAACCUGACUUCUACAGGGUCCUUUCAGUACACAGACAUCUCAUACCUUAUAAUGGCUGUAUUUUACUCUCUUUCAGGUCAGGCACCUCUCCCGUGAAGAUGGUAAGUGCUCUGUGAGCUGUUUUGAGUUUUGAAGCAUUUUCAUCUGCUUGCUGUGUGCCACCACAUCUGAACACAUGAUGUUUUGUCUGUCUGGCAGCAGCGGAUUUUGAUGCUGGUGAUACAAUCAAAGACAUUCCAGAAAUAAACUUAGCUGCUGGACUGGACCUCUUUCAGGGUGAUAUCUUGCUCCCUAUCUGAAUGCCAAAGGAGUAAUUCUCCAGGCGUUUGAAAUGUUCCGUCUUAAGUCUUGCGUUGAUUUUAAGCCUUAUGAAGGAGAGAGCACCUUCAUAUUUUUUACAAAAGAGAGUGGGUGUUGGUCCCUAGUGGGGGACCAACAGACAGGACAGAGCCUCUCUAUUGGGGCAGGGUGUGACUACAGAGCAAUUGUGGAACAUGAGGUCCUGCAUGCUUUAGGAUUUUACCAUGAGCAGUCGAGGACGGACCGGGAUGACUAUGUGACGAUCUGGUGGGAUGAAAUUAUUGAAGGAAGAGAGCACAAUUUUGUGAAGUACGACGACAGCUCCAUCACUGACCUGAACACCCCCUAUGACUACGAAUCACUGAUGCACUAUCAGCCAUUUUCAUUUAACAAAAAUGAAAGCAUCCCCACAAUCACAGCAAAGAUACCAGAAUUUGAUAAUGUAAUUGGACAACGUCUAGACUUCAGUGCCAUUGACCUGGAAAGACUGAAUCACAUGUAUAACUGCACUUCAACUCACACUUUUUUGGACCAGUGUUCUUUUGAGAUUGAAAAUAUCUGUGGCAUGAUUCAGGGCACCAAAGAUGAUUUAGACUGGGUACAUCAGCAGAGCAGUGCUGCAGGGCAGGAAGACCACACACUUUCUGGGCAUUGCAGAGAUGCUGGCUAUUUCAUGUCCUUCAGCACCAGCUCUGGCAAGGCAGAUGAGGUGGCAAUCCUAGAGUCUCGAAUCCUUUAUCCAAAGAGAACUCAGCAGUGCCUCCAGUUCUUCUAUAAGACCACAGGAAGCGUUUCUGACAAGCUGGUUGUUUGGCUUAAAGAGGAUGAUGGCACUGGAAAUGUUCGCAAGUUGAGGAAAAUUCAAACUUUUCAAGCGGAUGAUGACUAUAACUGGAAAAUUGCCCAUGUAACCCUCAAUGCUCAGAAGAAGUUCCGUUACCUCUUCCAAGGAGUAAAGGGCAACCCUACCUCUUCAUCUGGUGGGAUUGCUAUCGAUGAUGUCACGCUGACAGAGACUCCUUGUCCCACAGCUGUGUGGAUCAUUCGGAACUUCAGCCAAUUCCUUGAAAACACAUCAAGUGAUGUUAUUCAAAGCCCCAGGUUUUAUAGCCCUGAGGGUUAUGGUUUUGGCAUAAGUUUGCAUCCCCACUCCAGAAUCAGUGGCUACAUUCGUAUUGCCUUUCACUUGUGCAGUGGAGAAAACGAUGGUGUUCUGGAGUGGCCAGCUCUGAACCGCCAAGCUGUGCUCACAGUGCUGGACCAGGACCCUGACAUCCUGAAAAGGAUGUCCUCAAGCAGAAGCUUCACCACAAGCGCAGAUGAUGUUAGCUCAGAUGGUAAUAAAACCUCAAUAUGGGAGAAACCAUCAAUUGUUGGGAGUUUUGAUGUGUCAUGCAAUUGCUAUAGGAGUGUGUCCCUGGGGUGGAAUAGCUUCAUAUCCCACAGCCAGUUAAGACGGAGAAGCUUUCUGAAAAAUGAUGACCUAAUUAUUUUUGCAGAAUUUAACGACCUAAGUCACCUCAGUAACACUGAAGUUCCUGUUGAAGCUGAACAAACUGCCUUCAGGAAAGGUCUCAUUCUUGAAAGGCAGGAGAGAGCAGCUCAGGACAUACAGCCCAUUGAAGACCAGCUGCCUUAUCUGCAAGACCCAUGUUACCCAAACCCUUGUCAGAAUGACGGAGUCUGUGUGAAUGUGAAAGGAAGAGCAAGCUGCAGGUGCCCAUCAGGACAAGCCUUCUUCUUUACGGGUGAGAGAUGUCAAUCAUGGCAGGUCCAUGGGAACAUCCUGGGACUGACAGUUGGUGGAAUCGCUGGAACCAUUGUCUUAACCAUCGUCCUCAUUUCUGUGAUGGUGAGAAGAUAAAGAGCUGUAGGAGGAUAAAUCACAGCCUGGUAUUAUUCCAUAGUUCAUGACACAUUGGGUUUCAGUGAAAAAUUAUGAAUACAGCUUGUCGAAGACCAGUCAGUGUAUGUAUGUGUGUAUGUAUGACAUAAGCAAAUAGCUGUUUACACUGUAACACUUCACAGUUCAAGAACAUUACGUAGAACUGUUGUAUAAUGAAAGUUCAUACACUGCCUUCCUUGUGUAUUCUUUGAAUGUUUCUUUUCUUCAUCCAAUAGGAAGCAGUCCAACAAUGCUGAGAGUCCAUGCAUUUACUCUCAAUGACAGUUCAAACUUAAAUAUUGGUAGAACCCCUCAAAACACUGGAAAAACUCACACAGAAGCACAUAUGUUAAGAUUCUACAAAUGUUUCUGCAGAAAUUGCUCAAGAAGUCCAUUUUGGGAAUGGAUGAAAGAUGCUAUGGCCACAGGUGAAGUGUAGUUUUGGGGAACUCCUGGAGCUCAAAUGAAAGUAAUCACCAUGGGUUAAUUGCAAAUACUGCACUCAGCCCAUGAGCUACAAGCUUAGGAAAAGUCAGGUGUUAAGCACUGAAGUCUUCUGUGGCUCCUCUCCCCAGG